CUAUUUUUCUUUUCUUUCUAUCCAAGGCUAAUCUCAAUACACACUAUGAGCAAACGACUACGCCUAAAAGCUCUCUUUUCCCGUAAAGCAAAACAAGAACUAGAAGACGGGCAAGUCGAAAAAGAGAUACAGAGAACAGAGUCUACGUCUUCCUAUAUGCAAAAAAGACGCAGAAUAUAUGUCAAUAUGAAGCCACCACCUUCCGAAUAUGACGAGAAAGGAAGAUUAAUUGAUCAUUCUUAUCAACUUCGUAAUAUCGCCAAUCUUUAUUUCUUAUUUCUCAUCAUUCUUCAAUGCAUUCCUAUAUUUGGUGUAGCGGAGCCAGCCGUUUCUGCACUGCCGAUCAUCGCGAUUUUAAUUAUCACUGGUAUCAAGGACGCUAUUGAAGACGCCAAACGAAACAAAAGCGACCAACGCGUGAAUAGAGCCAAGACACUGACACUGGUUCAUUGGACCAAUGUGAAUGUACCUCAAGAACAAAAAAGUAAAUUCCAUGUGUUACAUGUUAUCUGGGGAUUCUUUUGUACACUAGCGGGUGUGGAUAAUCAAUUUACGCAUGCCUAUCGUAUGUUCCUUGUGAAGGACAAGCCAAUUCAAAAAGUCGAUUUAGAUUUUGAUGAACCAUUGAAUCAAGUAGACGAUGAACCUGUUGUUGUUCAAUCACCCAUAGAAGAGCAUGUGAAUGUGCCUCAAUCACCAGCAGUCAAAUUCUAUGAUAAAGUGAGGCAGCGCUCAGAUACCCUUCGUUCAGAAUUCAGCAAUAUGUUCAAGCCGGGAUCUACUAAAAAAAAGAUUUAUCGACCAGGCACCAUUCCACACUCUGUAUUACACCGUGCGCCCACACGAACAAGCGGGCGCCGAUCUUCCUCUAUUCAUCCAGGGAAAACCAAUUGUUCCGACCUAUCGGCCGGAGAUCCUCCAGCACCUGAUUGUAAGGUAGGAUGGCAACAAGUUCAAUGGCAGGACGUUCAAGUAGGUGACUAUGUCAUGAUUCGAAACGAUGAAGAUGUACCUGCAGAUAUUAUUAUCUUGUCCACAUCUGAAAAAGAUAAUCUGUGCUAUGUUGAAACACAAAAUUUGGAUGGUGAAACCAACCUUAAAGUACGACAAGGACUAAAGGCUACAGGGGAAUUGCGUACAGUGCAUGAUUGUGAGCGCGCUUAUUUCUAUUUUGAAAGCGAGCCACCCAAUGUCAAUCUGUAUCAGUACAAUGGUGUCAUGCGUUGGGAUAUUGAGCAACCUGAUGAAGAAGCAACGACAGUUUCGCACCAAAAGACAGAAGCAGUAACUUACAACAAUUUGUUAUUAAGAGGCUGUGUGUUAAGAAACACACGAUGGGCCAUUGGUAUUAUUGUAUUCACAGGUGAUGAGACAAAAAUCAUGUUGAAUUCUGGCAGAACCCCGUCUAAAAGAAGUAAAAUGUCCAAAUCUACCAAUCCAUUUAUCUUUGCUAAUUUCUGUGUUUUGGCCAUUUUGUGUAUUGUCAGUUCUGCUUUGGCAAGUGCUGAGUUUAAUGCGCCUGGUUCAUCUCGCUAUUUUGAUUUUGGAAUUGAGGGAAACAGUGCCUCUUAUCUUGGGUUUAUUACAUUUUGGGUCACAUUGAUCUUGUAUCAAAAUAUUGUGCCUAUUUCUUUGUAUAUUUCUGUCGAAAUUGUAAAGACAGUAUCUGCCUAUUUCCUCUAUGCAGAUUUAGACAUGUAUUAUGCACCAACAGACACACCUUGUAUUCCAAAAACAUGGAAUAUCUCUGACGAUCUCGGUCAGAUUGAAUAUAUUUUCUCAGACAAGACAGGCACACUCACUCAAAAUGUGAUGGAAUCAAGAAAAGCAACUAUCAAUGGUAGUUCCUAUGGUGUCGGAAAGACAGAGGCAUCUGUAGGUGCAGAAUUGCGUCGCGGAUCUUAUGUAUCAGAAAAAGAACUCAAUCAAGAACAUCAACAUAUGGAUCAAGCCAGAGAAAUCAUGUAUCAAAAACAAGCACAACUGUUUGAGAACAAGUAUAUAGGCAACAAUCCUACUUUUGUGGACCCUAAAUUAUAUGAUGACCUUGAAAAGAAUGACAAUCAUGCUGCAACCAUGGCUCACUUCUUUACGACAUUAGCACUCUGUCAUACGGUGAUUGCUGACCGACCUGAUAAAACCAACCGUCAUUUGAUUGAAUACAAGGCACAAUCACCUGAUGAAGCUGCUCUUGUUGCAUCAGCUCGCGAUUUAGGUUUUGUGUUUCUAGGAAGAGAGUCCAACACCUUAACAGUCGAGAUUAUGGGCGAACGAAAAAAGUACGAAUUGUAUAAUGUGUUGGAAUUUAAUUCGACUCGAAAGCGAAUGAGUGUGAUCGUCAAACCGCACGAUAGUGACAAGAUCGUCUUGUUGUGCAAAGGUGCUGAUUCUGUCAUUUAUGAACGCCUUUGUACUGAUUUUGGAGAUCAACAUGAGCUGGCCGAAUCUCAAGAAGAUUUAAGAGAAACAACCUUACAGCACUUGGAAGAUUUUGCAAAUGAGGGACUUCGUACACUCUGUUUAUCUUAUCGAUUUAUUUCACAACAAGAAUACAAAGCAUGGAACAAACAGUUUCAAGAAGCAAGCGCUGCUAUCUAUAACCGUGAUGAAAAGAUUGAUAGUGUAUGUGAGGAAAUCGAGACUCAAAUGUUAUUGAUGGGAGGUACAGCUAUUGAAGAUCGCCUUCAGGAUGGUGUGCCAGAGACCAUUGCUGAAUUAUCUCAAUCGGGUAUUAAACUCUGGGUACUCACAGGCGACAAGACAGAAACAGCUAUCAAUAUCGGGUUUUCUUGUAAUUUGAUUACUUUGGACAUGGAGUUAGUAGUUGUUAGAGCAGAUGAUCGGGAUAGUACACUUGCCGAAUUAGAGAAAGCAUUGAACAAAAUAGAUCAAGUCAACGGAGAAAGGAAAUGUGCUUUGGUGAUUGAUGGUGUUACGCUUAAAUAUGCUUUAGAGCCGCAGACAAAAGACUUAAUGCUUGAUCUAGGCAUACGUUGUGCUAGUGUCAUUUGUUGCCGUGUAAGUCCUAAACAAAAAGCACAGGUAGUUCGAUUAGUUAAGAAAGGUCUUGGCGUCAUGACAUUGGCUAUUGGUGAUGGUGCAAAUGAUGUCUCUAUGAUUCAAGAAGCCAAUAUAGGUGUUGGUAUUUCGGGCGUAGAAGGCAGACAGGCCGUGAUGGCAUCCGAUUAUGCAAUUGCACAAUUUAGAUUUCUGCAAAAACUAUUGCUUGUUUAUGGCCGAUGGUCUUAUCUUCGCAUUGCUGAAAUGAUUAUGGGCUUCUUUUUUAAGAACAUUAUAUGGACGUUUGUGUUGUUUUGGUACCAAAUCUUUUGUCAAUUUAAUGGCUCUAUGAUGUUUGAAUAUGUGCUCGUAACACUCUACAAUGUCGUCUUCACUUCUUUACCCAUAAUCUUUAUGGGUAUUUGGGAUCAAGACCUGAAUUCAAAAAUAUCUAGUCUCUACCCUGAAUUAUAUCGCAUGGGACUUCGUAACGACAAGUUCAAACCAUGGCGAUUCUACCUUACUGUAUUUGAUGCUAUCUUUCAAUCCUCUGUCUGUUUUUUCUUUCCUUAUAUUCUCUUACUAGGAGGCCCUAUUGAUCCCCAAGGAAGAGAUCAAAACGGCAUGUAUGAAUUUGGCACCAUCGUUUCUAGUAUUGUGGUGAUCGUAGCCAAUCUUUUUGUCAUGACAUCACUCUAUAGCUUCACAUGGAUCCAAAUCUUGGUGAUUUCAUUGUCUAUCUUGGUCUAUUAUGCCAUUGUGUGCAUUUAUGCCCAGUUCAACUCUUUUAUUUUUGCUGGCCAUGAUAUCUUGUUUGGUACUGGCUUUUAUUGGAUGAUUUUGAUUUUGACUAUCUGUACAUGUUACAUUCCUCGUAUCGCUGCUAAACACUAUUUGCAUCAAUAUCAUCCAUACGAUAAUGAUAUUGUACGUGAAAGAGAACUCGUCUUGCAUAAUGGAAGGACAUCUCAAGCCAUCACGAAAGGAAGUAGUCUAGAGACCAAAACAGAACAAGAAGAUGCACCAAAAGCAUCCAAUACUAUUGUGGAGACGGAUCCAGAACCAAAAGUGACUCGUAGAAGACCUUCUUCUAUCAAUGAUACUAUUUUAGAAGCUUAAAAAUAACGCAUAGACCCUUUAUUGUGAUACAUAUUCUAUUUGUACUUGUAAUUAUUUAAAUGUAUUUAGAAUAAAAGUUUACAU
Messenger RNA from Gilbertella persicaria, 4203 nucleotides. RefSeq lists its product as uncharacterized. The transcript is spliced from 6 exons. Gene Ontology annotation, cellular component: plasma membrane. Gene Ontology annotation, biological process: phospholipid translocation. The record is from RefSeq and is a predicted model, not a curated record. Gene Ontology annotation, molecular function: magnesium ion binding; ATP binding; ATP hydrolysis activity. Bases 46 to 4119 code for a protein of 1357 amino acids. NCBI's taxonomy places the organism in Eukaryota, Fungi, Mucoromycota, Mucoromycetes, Mucorales, Choanephoraceae.